AUGCUUUCAGAAAUUGAUUAUAAUUUACCUAAAUCUUCUGAUAAGUUUUAUAUAUCAUACGAUGUUCUCCAAAAACUAAGAUAUUGUGAAGCAAUAAUUAAAGAAACUUAUCGUAUGAUGCCAAUUAUUCCUUUUACAUUCCGCACUACUACUGAAGAAAUUGAAAUUGCAGGAUACAAAUGGCCUUCUGGGACAUCUUUUAUUUUGAAUUUUUUGGCUGUACACGAAGUUUUCAAUCCGGAUAGGUUUUAUUGUGGUGAUCAAGGUGAUAAAAGGCUUGGCGACAAAUCAGCAUUUACGAUGUUUGGUGGAGGCAAGCGAAUAUGUCCUGGAAGAAAGUUUUCAGUGGUUGAGUUACUUGUAUUAAUGGCGUUAGUAUAUAAGAACUAUAAUGUUGAGUUG
This is a messenger RNA of Racocetra persica, 402 nucleotides long. The record is from the annotation of a GenBank genome assembly. Lineage: Eukaryota; Fungi; Glomeromycota; Glomeromycetes; Diversisporales; Gigasporaceae.